Messenger RNA from Gavialis gangeticus (Gharial), 2514 nucleotides. RefSeq names its product Yip1 domain family member 4 (gene YIPF4). The transcript has 6 exons. Gene Ontology annotation, biological process: endoplasmic reticulum to Golgi vesicle-mediated transport; vesicle fusion with Golgi apparatus. Bases 76 to 825 code for a protein of 249 amino acids. Gene Ontology annotation, cellular component: trans-Golgi network; membrane. The record is from RefSeq and is a predicted model, not a curated record. Lineage: Eukaryota; Metazoa; Chordata; Crocodylia; Gavialidae.
CCGCCGAGCCCCGGGCCUAGGCCCCGCCGCGUACUCGCGCCGCCCCGGCCUUCCAGGCACCGCGUUGGCGGGGACAUGCAACCGCCGGGCCCUGCGCCGCCGCUCUACGCUCCUGGUAGCGGCGACUUCACCUUCGUCUCUUCCACCGACGCCGACGAUCUUAGUGGUUCCAUAGCAUCGCCAGAUGUUAAACUAAAUCUAGGAGGUGGAGGAGGAGAGUUCAUCAAAGAAUCUUCUGCAACUACAUUCCUGAGACAAAGAGGGUAUGGCUGGCUUCUGGAAGUAGAAGAUGAUGAUGACCCAGAAGAUAACAAGCCACUUCUGGAGGAACUAGACAUUGAUCUGAAAGAUAUUUACUACAAAAUUCGAUGUGUGCUGAUGCCUAUGCCAUCACUUGGGUUUAAUAGACAAGUAGUGAGAGACAAUCCUGAUUUUUGGGGUCCUCUGGCAGUUGUUCUCUUCUUCUCUAUGAUUUCAUUAUAUGGACAAUUCAAGGUGGUUUCUUGGAUUAUAACUAUUUGGAUAUUUGGAUCCUUGACAAUUUUUUUAUUGGCCAGGGUUCUUGGAGGAGAAGUUGCAUAUGGCCAAGUUCUUGGUGUGAUAGGAUAUUCUCUACUUCCACUCAUUGUAAUAGCACCUGUCCUUCUGGUUGUUGGAUCGUUUGAAGUUGUAUCUACACUAAUAAAACUGUUCGGAGUCUUUUGGGCUGCAUACAGUGCUGCUUCAUUGCUGGUUGGAGAAGAAUUUAAGACCAAGAAACCCCUUCUGAUUUAUCCAAUUUUUUUGUUGUAUAUCUAUUUCUUGUCCUUAUAUACUGGGGUGUGAUAUAGUGUUGGAUGUGUCAGAAAUAAUACUUCAUACACAUGCAGACUGGUAAAGCAUAAGAUUAAAAUGGUUGCAGAAAAUAACAAGCAACUGUGCUCUAUCCAGUUGUCAGGAGGUUUUGAAAUCUAAACCAUGUGUGUAUAUUAUUUAAUUCAGCAACUGUAGCUAUAUAGAUUUGUAUCAAAGUUUUAGGUUUGUUUAAGACUCUUCAGAUUUUAAUGAACAAAAUAUAAGAAUCUUGUGUUUUAUAAGAUUGUGUAGCAAAAAUACAUCUUGACACCUGUGCCAAAAAUACCAGAUGACCAUGUUAUACUGAAAGGGUGUGAAAAGAGAUUAGUCUCAAAGUGCAAUUUUUCUUUUUGGUUAAAUACAGCUGGCUUUUUUUGGCACAGCAAAUUCUGUAGAUAUCUAUUUAUGAACCAGUCCUGAUUGUUCACAAAAUGGUCUGUAUAAAUUGAGCUAUUAAAAUAUUAUUUUAAUUUAGUGCCUCUUAUCUUUGAUUUGGCUAUUGAGUUUUAUAAAUUCUAAUUGAAAAAAAAACUGUACAUAAUGCAUAUUUUGUAUCUACUCCUUGUGCACAUCAUCGGUACUCUUUGGUUGAGGUGUACACUCGGUUUAAACACUUGAACACUCAACUAUUUGAGAAGGAGCAAGUAAUAUAGUGUGACACCAAUUCAUUAAAUGGCUUAUUUGCAGAAUCAGUACACUUUAUUUUAUACUUAACAAUGAGAAUUUAAGUCACACAGAAAAAACUUUGUCAACUGAAGUAUUGGAGUAGUAAUAUGGGAGAAGGAAGAUGAUCUUUCAAAUUUUUGUGAUUUUUGAGAGAUGUUUUACAAUGACAAAAUAAACAGAAUGCUUCCUUUACUUUGUUUGAUAAAUCCUUGUUCUGUUUUGCUUUCAGUAGCACAUUGUUUAUCAGGUCUUUCCCCCCACCAAAUAUACCAAUCAUGUAUUAAGUAAAAUGUUAUGUUUUUUUUUUUUUAAGGCCUGAUUCUGCCUCUGAGUAGAUGAGGCAGAAUCAUAGUCAUAAUAAGUAACACAUUUUUGAUUAUCAGAAGAUUAUGUAAUAACAUUAUGACUUAUUAAAUAUUUACCUGUGUAUGUUGUAUAAAUGGUUUCUAUAGUUGUCCUCGUUGACAAUAUUCAUGGAAAAUGAGUCUUCACAAAUAGUAAGUCUGUUGAAGCUAACUUCGCAUGAUGCCAGCUUUCUUGAAGCAAAGUUGUUUGUAAUCUUUAGUAUCUAACACUUGCAAAUAUUGGUAAGUUGUGUCUAAGUUGGAAAAACAUCUUUUUGGGAACCCUUUUUAAAAAAGAGGUAACUUCAGGCAUCUUCAUUCUGAUGUAUUACAUGCAAAAAUAUCAAGUGCUAGGUAAUAUGAAGGGCUUUUAGCUCCCACACUAUACAAGCUUUUGUAUGUUAGCUUGUUUUGCAUAUAUUACACAGUUAUGUUUGUCUGCAUAACUUGGAACUUUAUUAAAUGAUAUAAUUUCAUACUUGGUAAUGGAAUUAUUGAUUAAAAAAAUUGAACUUUAAAAACUCUCAGUCAAAGGAAACUAGUCAAGUCACUGCUUAGGUUCCUGGAGACUGCAGACUAAAUUAUUUCAGGGUGGUACUAGACAAAUACUACGAUAGCAAAUCCUAACUUUGCUAGGAUACAUCUCACAAUACACUAAAAAGAAGGAUAA